AUGAUUAUAUUAAUAAUUACUGCCAUUGUUUGGCAAAUAAAUGCACAACAACCACCAUUCAUUCCCCCUCAGAAUAUCAAUGGAACAUUUGGGCUUCAAUUAAAUUCUUAUCCAUCUCCUCAACAUUUAUUUCAAUAUCAAAGACAGCAACAACCUUCAGAUUACCGUCAACAACAGCAAUAUGCUGCUGAUGGUCAUUAUUUACAACAACCUCAAUAUAAUAGUCAUUACCAAAAUUCUUUUCAACCACCGAAUAAAUGGCAAAAUGAACAAAAGCUAGAAGAUGAUGAUUCUAAAGAAGAAAAUAAUUUUCUUUUAAAACAAAAUAGUAAUAACCGUCAAUAUCCUCAAAGAGUUCAUUUUGAUCCAAAUAAUAAUUUGCCCUAUCUUCAUGAUCGGCAACAACAAAAAUACAAUCAAAAAUUUUAUGGAGGAUAUAAUAAUCAUUUAAACGGGCAAAAUAAUCCUUCAUCUUUUGAUUUCGAGAACGAGGCGGAUUCUUAUAAUUCCCCUUAUAAUUAUGGAAAUAUGCAAAGGCCAGUAAAUCCAAAUAUGCAAACACAUCAAUAUACCGGCCAGCAACAUUCGUAUCCGGCUGGUCCAUUAAAUCCACAUUAUCGCACAGGAAUUGUUUACCCAGAAGGGCAAAGGAAUUUAAACAAUCAUAAUAAGCCUUUUUGGUUUAAUGAUGCAAGAAAGGAUAAAAAAAUAAAUAAUUUUUGGAGUUUAGUAGUUUUUGGAAUUUUAAUUUUGUUUAGUUAA
Meloidogyne enterolobii is the source of this 762-nucleotide messenger RNA. NCBI's taxonomy places the organism in Eukaryota, Metazoa, Nematoda, Chromadorea, Rhabditida, Meloidogynidae. The record is from the annotation of a GenBank genome assembly.